AUGAGUGCCGACGUCGCCUCCACGUACGCAGAUCCCGUGCACAUUGCCGUCAUAGGCGGCACCGGUAUCUCUCAUCUGCCCGGGUUCACGCACGUAGCCAGUCUGAACGUCGACACGCCGUGGGGCAAGACCUCGUCGCCCAUAUCCAUCCUUCACCAUGCUUCUCCAACCACGGGCAAGCAGGUGCCCAUCGCAUUUCUCUCGCGCCACGGUCUGCACCAUGAGUAUGCGCCGCACGAGGUUCCAGUGCGUGCGAACAUUGCGGCGCUGCGCAGCAUUGGCGUCCGCACCAUCAUAGCCUUCUCGGCCGUGGGCUCGCUCCAGGAAGAGAUCAAGCCGAGGGACUUCGUGGUGCCAGACCAGAUCAUCGACCGUACCAAAGGCGUAAGGCCGUUCACCUUUUUCGAGGGCGGCUUCGUCGGCCACGUCGGCUUCGGCGACCCGUUUGACGAAGGCCUGGCCAAGAUCGUGAGGAGAUGCGGCCACUCGCUCGAGGGCGAGGGCGUCAGACUGCACGACAAGGGGUUGUUGAUCUGCAUGGAGGGGCCGCAGUUCUCGACGCGCGCCGAAUCCAACCUGUACCGCUCCUGGGGCGGCUCCGUCAUCAACAUGUCCGCGCUGCCGGAGGCCAAGCUUGCCCGCGAGGCCGAGAUCGCCUAUCAGAUGAUCUGCAUGUCGACCGACUACGACUGCUGGCACGAGACCGAGGACGUAAAUGUGGCCAUGGUCAUGGCCAACAUGAAGGCGAACGCCGAAAACGCGAGGCGUUUCGUCGGCGCCGUGCUGGACGAGUUAACCAAGGAGGAGCACGCAGAGCAAGUGCUGGCGAAGCACGUGGAGGGCGGAAGCAAGUACGCAGUCUCUACCGCAGCUAGCGGGAGGUCUAAGGAGGCGGUCGAAAAGCUCGAGUGGCUCUUUGGCAAAGGCUAUUUCGGCUAA
Verruconis gallopava is the source of this 939-nucleotide messenger RNA. Its product is annotated as S-methyl-5'-thioadenosine phosphorylase. The record is from RefSeq and is a predicted model, not a curated record. Gene Ontology annotation, biological process: nucleoside metabolic process. The transcript is spliced from 2 exons. NCBI's taxonomy places the organism in Eukaryota, Fungi, Ascomycota, Dothideomycetes, Venturiales, Sympoventuriaceae. Bases 1 to 939 code for a protein of 312 amino acids. Gene Ontology annotation, molecular function: S-methyl-5-thioadenosine phosphorylase activity. Gene Ontology annotation, cellular component: cytosol.